Molecule: messenger RNA, 3467 nt
Organism: Nomascus leucogenys (northern white-cheeked gibbon)
Lineage: Eukaryota; Metazoa; Chordata; Mammalia; Primates; Hylobatidae
Gene: C3AR1
Product: complement C3a receptor 1
Exons: 2
Coding region: 150-1598 (482 amino acids)
Biological process (GO): inflammatory response; complement receptor mediated signaling pathway; chemotaxis
Cellular component (GO): plasma membrane
Molecular function (GO): complement component C5a receptor activity; complement component C3a receptor activity; G protein-coupled receptor activity
Source: RefSeq, a predicted model, not a curated record
ACUGUGGCCAAGUGUGGGGACCAGACAGGACUCGUGGAGACAUCCAGUUGCUGAAGCCUUCAGCUACUGUCUCAGUUUUUUGGUAAGAAAACCUAGAUCCACCUGAUGACUUGUGCUUAGCCUGUUUUGCUCAUUAUAGAAGUUUAGCAAUGGCGUCUUUCUCUGCUGAGACCAAUUCAACUGACCUUCUCUCACAGCCAUGGAAUAAGCCCCCAGUAAUUCUCUCCAUGGUCAUUCUCAGCCUUACUUUUUUACUGGGAUUGCCAGGCAAUGGGCUGGUGCUGUGGGUGGCUGGCCUGAAGAUGCAGCGGACAGUGAACACAGUUUGGUUCCUCCACCUCACCUUGGCGGACCUUCUCUGCUGCCUCUCCUUGCCCUUCUCGCUGGCUCACUUGGCUCUCCAGGGACAGUGGCCAUAUGGCAGGUUCCUAUGCAAGCUCAUCCCCUCCAUCAUUGUCCUCAACAUGUUUGCCAGUGUCUUCCUGCUUACUGCCAUUAGCCUGGACCGCUGUCUUGUGGUAUUCAAGCCAAUCUGGUGUCAGAAUCAUCGCAAUGUAGGGACAGCCUGCUCUAUCUGUGGAUGUAUCUGGGUGUUGGCUUUUGUGAUGUGCAUACCCAUGUUCGUGUACCGGGAAAUCUUCACUACAGACAACCAUGAUAGAUGUGGCUACAAAUUUGGUCUCUCCAGCUCAUUAGAUUAUCCAGACUUUUAUGGAGAUCCACUAGAAAACAGGUCUCUUGAAAACAUUGUUCAGCUGCCUGGAGAAAUGAAUGAUAGGUUAGAUCCUUCCUCUUUCCAAACAAAUGAUCAUCCUUGGACAGUCCCCACUGUCUUCCAACCUAAAACAUUUCAAAGACCUUCUGCAGAUUCACUCCCUAGGGAUUCUGCUAGGUUAACAAGUCAAAAUCUGUAUUCUAAUGUAUUUAAACCUGCUGAUGUGGUCUCACCUAAAAUCCCCAGUGAGUUUUCUAUUGAAGAUCAUGAAACUAGCCCACUGGAUAACUCUGAUGCUUUUCUCUCUACUCAUUUAAAGCUGUUCCCUAGCACUUCUAGCAAUUCCUUCUACGAGUCUGAGCUACCACAAGAUUUCCAGGAUUAUUACGAUUUAGGCCAAUUCACAGAUGACAAUCAAGUGCCAACACCCCUCGUGGCAAUAACGAUCACUAGGCUAGUGGUGGGUUUCCUGCUGCCCUCUGUUAUCAUGAUAGCCUGUUAUAGCUUCAUUGUCUUCCGAAUGCAAAGGGGCCGCUUCGCCAAGUCUCAGAGCAAAACCUUUCGAGUGGCCGUGGUGGUGGUGGCUGUCUUUCUUGUCUGCUGGACUCCAUACCACAUUUUUGGAGUCCUGUCAUUGCUUAUUGACCCAGAAACUCCCUUGGGGAAAACUCUGAUGUCCUGGGAUCAUGUAUCCACUGCUCUAGCAUCUGCCAAUAGUUGCUUUAAUCCCUUCCUUUAUGCCCUCUUGGGGAAAGAUUUUAGGAAGAAAGCAAGGCAGUCCAUUCAAGGCAUUCUGGAGGCAGCCUUCAGUGAGGAGCUCACACAUUCUACCCACUGUUCCUCAAACAAUGUCUUUUCAGAAAGAAAUAGUACAACUGUGUGAAAAUGUGGAGCAGCCAACAAGCAGGGGUGCUUAGGCAAUCACAUAGUGAAAGUUUCUAAGAGGAUGAAGUGAUAUGGUGAGUGGCAGACUUCAAAAACUGUCAAAGAAUCAAUCCGGUGGUUCUCAAAGGGUACACAGACUAUUGGCGUCAGCAUCACCUAGAAACUUGUUAGAAAUGCAGAUUCUCAAGCCGCAUCCCAGACUUGCUGAAUUGGAAUCUCUGGGGGUUGGGACCCAGCAAGGGCACUUAACAAACCCUCUUUUCUGAUUAAUGCCAAAUGUAAGAAUAAUUGUAAAAAUUAGUUCUCUUUCUAUCUCAAACUAAGCUAUGUGAAAUAAGAGAAUCUACUCUGUUUUUAAAUGUUUGAUGUUAAAUAUUUGUCGAUGUUUCCAUCAUUAAAUUUUUCCUUAGCAUUGUCUAAGUCUUCCAGAUUCCAUUUAAAACCAUUUCUUAUUCUCCUACGUGAGUGAAAGAUGAUCAUAUAUUCUACUGCUUUGUUGUCGUGUGGUGUUGAUGGUUUUAAAUUAAAAGAAAGUGCAAAAAGAAAAUGCCUGUGAAGACAAGAAGCCAUGAGACUGAGUCUGGAGCAUAGUGUUAUGCAAUGAUGCCUGUCCCUGGGAACACCCCUGGGUAUAGGACAUAGAAAUUUCCACUAUUACAUAGAGUUUCCACUAUUACAACUAAAUAAGCAUCUAUUGCGUGAAAACAGACUAACACAUCUAAAAACUGACUCAUGAAAUGUUGUGAAAGCUGUGGUUUGGGGCGUUCUGUUUAUUGUAACUGCCUACCGGUUGGGCACCUAUUUUCCACUCCUCUUCUUAAGCUCCUUAAUUUCCUUAUUACUGCCCAGCCUCCAAAUCUUCCACAUCAGACUUUGUGCCUCAAACAACCUCUAAUUUCAUAAGAUUCUAGUUACUCCUUUCCUCUUGCUCCAAAUGAAUACUUUCUAAGAAAGUAUUUCAAGUGGAAGGAGAAAGAGGGUGGAGGAUGGAGCAGCACUUCUACUCUCUGCAACUGACUACCCUACCAGGCUUGCCAUCACAUUUUAAAACAUGACGACAGGCAACUUUCAUGCCAAAAUUACCAAAUAUAUCUUCUGGGUUUUUUAAAUCCUUUUCUUUGCCAAAGUAAUACAUGCACAUAGUUUUUAAAGAAUUUAAGAAGGUAUAUAAUGAAAUACGAGGUCUCCUACUUCACUGUGCCCAGAAGUUCCCUCCUCCCGCUCUCAUUUCCCAGAGAUAACCCUUGCACAAUUUUAGAUGUUUCCUUUGAUAAUUAUCAUGAUGUUUCUAAAUCAUGUGCUUAUGCUGCUCUUUUCUGGAGACAUAAAAUGACUUCUUGUUUUGAAAGAUAAAGAUGUUUAUCCAAGCACCCCAUAUUUUUGUUUAUCCAGCAUCCCAACAUUCAUUAAUAACCAUAUUUUAAUUCAUUCAUGACCACAUAUUUUUCUUCUACUUUGUCUAUACACUCCAACCAUUUAUAUAGCUUUCCUUCUGUCCCUCUUUCAUUUAAAACAAAAUUACCUAACUCCCUACCACCUUCUCAUUUUUCUGUGUAUAUAAAUGUUUAACGUCUGAAAUUUCAGGCUUGUUUGUAUCACAACAUGGCCUCAUCUAAACCAAAUACAAUGAUGUGGGUCUAAAAACAGAAAAUGAGAUGUGUUUUAGACUUGCAAGACAUUAUCUGUUCAAUGGUUGAGGUGAGGGUCUGGACUACAGAUUUUUUAUAAAGUAUAUGCAGAAAAAUUACAAAUCACUAGGAAUUCUUUCAGUUGUGAAGAAUGUCUGACAUAAGAUAUGAAGUGCUACCUUUCCAGCUUAUAUAUUAAUUUGCUUAUAUAUUUGAUAUGAAUGCUUUUUUUUCUCAUG